This is a messenger RNA of Diatraea saccharalis (sugarcane borer), 1562 nucleotides long. The record is from the annotation of a GenBank genome assembly. Lineage: Eukaryota; Metazoa; Arthropoda; Insecta; Lepidoptera; Crambidae.
CAUUUUGCUUGGUAGUGCAGUGAACGUAAAAUCAAUCCUAUGUAUUUUAUCGGGGAUAUAAUUGUUAUUUAGUUAAAAAUUAGUGUUUCCAUACACUAAUGGCUUGCUUAAAUACACUUAAGUUAGAAAUUAAGACCUUAGAACAAGUUUUUCCAAAAAAUCAUGAACGGUUUCAGAUAAUGUCUGCUAGUGUCGACGAACUGACCUGCAGAUUCGUUGGCAGAAGUGGAAAGAAAUAUGAAAUACAUGCAAAUAUUACCGAAACAUACCCUAACACACCACCUGUGUGGUUCGCUGACAGUGAAGAUCCUAUUGUGACAAAUGCUGUACAAAUUCUCACUAAUACACAAGGCAGAGACAAUCAUGUCAUUAAUCAGGUUGGUAUAUUGCUGAGAGAGCUAUGCAAAUUACAUGGUGUACCAGAACCGCCAGAUUUAGAUUCUCUGGCGUUACCAGUCCACCCUGCUCCACAACAAAGAGUGCCCAGUGUGACGUCAAAUGGGGCAGAAUCAGGCACAGAAGAGGAUGAAGAAAUGGCUGCGGAAGAAGAUGAAUCAGAAGGGGAAGACGAUUUGCCUCUCGAAAUGGUCGACGACGCUGGGCGCAGCAAUAAGGAUGAUAUGGAAACAGAGCAUUUGGCGACGUUAGAACGACUUCGACAGAAUCAACGCGCUGAUUACCUGUCUGGCAGCGUCUCUGGUAGCCUGCAGGCUACUGACCGUCUCAUGAAGGAGCUUCGCGAUAUAUACCGCAGCCAUUCCUUCAAAAACAACAUGUAUUCCAUUGAGCUAAUAAAUGACUCGUUAUAUGAGUGGAACAUCAGACUUCGAUCAGUGGAUCCCGACAGUCCCCUUCACAACGAUCUCUUGCUUCUGAAAGAGCGAGAGGGUAAAGAUUCCAUACUGCUCAACAUUAUGUUCAAAGAGACUUAUCCGUUCGAGCCUCCUUUCGUUCGCGUCGUUUACCCUAUCAUAUCAGGCGGCUACGUGUUAGUAGGCGGUGCGAUCUGCAUGGAGCUACUCACAAAGCAGGGGUGGUCGUCCGCGUACACGGUGGAGGCUGUGAUAAUGCAGAUUGCGGCUACACUGGUGAAGGGCAAAGCGCGCAUACAGUUCGGCGCUACCAAGGUGGUCUCACAGUCGCAGUAUUCGUUAGCGCGUGCGCAACAGAGCUUCAAGUGCCUCGUGCAGAUACACGAGAAGAAUGGUUGGUUCACACCUCCAAAAGAGGACGGCUAAUGCAUGCCGCACCGCUCUAACAUUUAAGACUAACGUGACAGUCGACGACGCCCAAACGAAUCACAAUCAAAAUCCGACAAGUGGCUCAAACAGAUUGCCUGGUCUUAAAAUAAUAUAUAUUAUUCCACACAGUUCGUGAAACAGUUUUUAUGUUAAGUAUGACUGAAUGGACUAGCGUGGUCGAUAUCUCGAGUAUUGUAUGUAACUUUAAUUGUUAAGUGCUAUUAAAUGUUUUGAUAAGUGCGGGCGUUUACGAGAGACUUUAUAAGACUUAUAGGAAAUGUUUAAAUGUGUAACGUUUUUUGUAAUCAUUAAUUUCUCAUU